Molecule: messenger RNA, 1449 nt
Organism: Trichobilharzia regenti
Lineage: Eukaryota; Metazoa; Platyhelminthes; Trematoda; Strigeidida; Schistosomatidae
Source: the annotation of a GenBank genome assembly
AUGACACUUAAAAGAAAAAAAUCGUAUAGAGUUGUUGCUUCUAAGAAAUCAAAACUGAUUUUCAUAGUAGCUGUUAUGUUUUUUCAGUUAUCAUCAAUAACUAUUUAUCGUUACUAUGCAAUAUCUAAAUUAUUUGAAGAAGAAGAAUUCGUGGAACCUGAGAUAAUGUAUAAUAUGGACACUUUACGAAAAUGUACACAGUCGGAAAAUGAUUGGCUUCAAUGUAUUAAACAACUGAAUAAUUUAACCAGAGUAAGCAGUGCUAGAGUGCGUGGAUUCGACUCAUCAGUUCAUUUAAUUCGUACACCUAUAAACUGUACAUUUUUGGAUAUACAGAUUCCAUUUAAAAUGAAUAAUAAACAUUAUUUAAAUGUAACCUUAAAUGAACGCUACGUACUGCCUAGAAGUUCUGCAAUUGCUAAAAACGGAAAUCUGACUGUAAAAUCAGUCAAUACAAAUAGGCAUUACCCAAAAUAUUUCAACGUGAAAGAAGCAUUAAAUGCUAUACACAAAGGUUUACCUCAGAAAGAGAUGCCAGUCAACGGUGAACCGAUCAUUAUUGUUCGAAUCCCAAAGAAGAUAUGCAAUCCUCUAGAACCGACUGAUAAAUUAGAUCUUAUAGUGAUGAUUAAAUCCUGUAUCUAUUGUUUCAGCAAGCGAUCAUAUGCACGAGAAACAUAUAUGAAAUUAGAAUUAUGGAGAGAUUUAAAAGUUCAGUUCGUUUUUGUGGUGGGGUUACCAACACCAAACGAAACUGAUAUCUAUCACUUUGAAGGAGUGAAUGUAAAUCUUUAUCGGGACGCCUUGAAGUUAUCAAAAAUCUAUGCAAAUUCACGAUGGUUGGCAGCUAAAAAGCUAGAAAAUGAAAGUAAAGUGUAUCAAGACAUGUUGAUUGGAUCAUUUUAUGACACAUAUUUCAAUUUAACACUAAAAUUGAUGUCGACAUACCGAUGGGCUGCUACGUUUUGCGAUCAAAAAACCCCGUUGUAUAUCUUUAUUGAUGAUGAUUACGUCCUUUUACCAAAUAAUACGAUUAAUCUGGUCAGAAAACUGAACGCUUCAUUCAUAAAAUCGAUUAUAGGAGGGCCAGUGCAUCCUUCAAGUAUAGUAGCAAGGCCAUCAAAAGACUACUUUCAUUUGAAGUGGGCAGUUUCAGAAAGAGAGUACCCAUGGGAACGUUAUCCCCCCUACUUUUACGGAACCGGUUAUAUACUGAGUUCUACUAUUGUUAAUGAUGCUUCUUUAGCUAUGGCUUUUACACAAAAUAUCCGCAUAGAUGAUUCAUAUUUAGGAAUUGUAUUAAGCAGACUGAAUAAAACACUAACUGAUAUGAAAGAAUUCCGGAUAGAUGCAGAAGAAAAACAGAUAGAAUCAGGAGCUGUUGUUAUUCACACUGACGUUGCUGAAGAUAUAAUUGACUGGGGUACUGGUCAAAUUAAAAAAACGUAA